AUGCAAAAGUGCCGGGCGUUCAAUGGCGCUCUCGGCCGCAAGGCGGUCCCCGCCCCUGCGAGCGUGCGAGUCCAGUUCCAAGCGCAGCGCCGGAAUCUCCAGGAUGUCCAUAUCACGAGAACUGGAAAGCCUAUCCUCAAGAUUCAGGGAGGCCGAUCUUCUCUAGGAGGUCACACCGCCACUGUUUUUGGAGCGACAGGUUUCCUCGGUCGUUAUAUCGUCAACCGACUUGCUCGUGCCGGGUGCACUGUUGUCGUUCCUUUCCGCGAGGAAAUGACCAAGCGUCACCUCAAAGUCAGUGGCGAUCUUGGACGAGUUGUUUUCACGGAAUACGACCUUCGCAACACACAAUCGAUCGAAGAAAGUGUACGCCAUUCGGACGUCGUCUACAAUCUUGUCGGGCGCGACUACCCCACCAAGAACUUCACCUACGAGGAUGUCCACGUUGAUGGAGCGGAACGCAUUGCGGAGGCCGUGGCCAAGUACGACGUCGAUCGAUUCAUUCAUGUGUCCUCGUUCAACGCCUCUGAAGACUCGCCUUCUGAAUUCUUCCGCACCAAGGGUUGGGGUGAGCGUCUUGUGCGGGAAAUCUACCCGGAAACCACUAUUGUCCGCCCUGCUCCGCUGUUCGGAUAUGAGGACAAUCUGCUUCACAAGCUUGCUGGCGUCACUAACCUCCUCACUUCGAACCACAUGCAAGAGAGAUAUUGGCCAGUUCAUGCCAUUGAUGUCGGAAGUGCGCUCGAGCGUAUGCUCUACGAUGACCUUACUGCUGGCCAAACAUACGAGCUUUACGGACCCAAGCAGUACUCGACUGCUGAAAUCGCCGAGAUUGUCGACCGGGAAAUCGUCAAGCACCGCCGCCACGUCAACCUCCCCAAGGCCGUGCUUAAGCCUCUUGCCUUUUACUUGAACAAGUACCUCUGGUGGCCUACCAUGUCGGCCGACCAGGUGGAGCGCGAGUUCAUCGACCAGGUGAUCGAUCCCAGCGCAAAGACGUUCAAGGAUCUCGGCAUUGAGCCUGCGGAUCUGACCAACCUUACCUUCAACUACCUUAUGGGAUACCGGAGCUCCCAGUACUAUGACUUGCCGCCGGCGACAGAGCGCGAGAAGCGGGAGGAGAAGAAGUACCUGCACGUCUUGGACGACCAAUAA
Molecule: messenger RNA, 1155 nt
Organism: Talaromyces rugulosus
Lineage: Eukaryota; Fungi; Ascomycota; Eurotiomycetes; Eurotiales; Trichocomaceae
Exons: 7
Coding region: 1-1155 (384 amino acids)
Cellular component (GO): mitochondrion
Molecular function (GO): protein-containing complex binding
Source: RefSeq, a predicted model, not a curated record